Hippocampus comes (tiger tail seahorse) is the source of this 1901-nucleotide messenger RNA. It is a transcript of the gene alg5, whose product is annotated as ALG5 dolichyl-phosphate beta-glucosyltransferase. Gene Ontology annotation, biological process: protein N-linked glycosylation. Bases 267 to 1235 code for a protein of 322 amino acids. The record is from RefSeq and is a predicted model, not a curated record. NCBI's taxonomy places the organism in Eukaryota, Metazoa, Chordata, Actinopteri, Syngnathiformes, Syngnathidae. The transcript has 10 exons. Gene Ontology annotation, cellular component: endoplasmic reticulum membrane.
GUGUCAAUCCGGAAACUAGCACUUCCGGGUUUCCGCUGUGUUCACUUGUGAUUGGAAGCGAACAAAAAGGAAUGCACGACUCUCGUACUUGUGCAAAUAUGAACUUGUAGUCCGACCUCGUUGAAUUGACGAACCUUUUGCUGAUCAAUGCCCUUGAAACUUCUAAAAAUACAGAUAGUCACCUGUGCGGAAGAAAGCUGACUAGCUCCGCGGCAAGCUUGCCGUGAGAGCUCACAGCCGAUCCGUCCAGCACACCUGACCCAAAAAUGGACUGCAUCUGUGAGAUACUUCAAGCUUUGGUAGGCUUGGCGAUUGUUGCUGUAAUUGUGCUUGUGAUGGUGGCGCACGUCACGGCCAGCGUGGCCAACCUGAUGCGGGACAACAAGGAGAAACGCUUCAUCACCGCUACUGGUGCAGAGGAGCUGUUCCCCAGUCUGCACGACCCCCCCUCAAUAGAACUCUCCGUGGUGGUGCCUGCCUACAAUGAGGAGCUGCGGAUGCCACUCAUGUUGGAUGAAGCUAUGGAAUAUUUGGAGAGCAGGCGGAAACGCCAAGCUUCUUUCACCUACGAGGUUAUUGUAGUGGAUGACGGCAGCAAAGACAAAACCACAGAGAUGGCCCUGCAGUACACCAGGAAGUACGGCGCUGAGAAAGUGCGAGUUCUGACGCUGGUGAAGAACCGGGGAAAAGGCGGCGCAGUGCGCUUGGGAACGCUGAGCUCCAGGGGCCGCCUUGUUCUCAUGGCGGAUGCUGACGGAGCCACCAAGUUCGCCGACGUCGAAAAAGUGGAAAUGGGCCUUCAAGACCUCAGUCCCAAACCGGACAACAUGGCCAUCUCGUGCGGUUCCCGAGCUCACCUUCAGCAGGACGCCGUCACUCAGCGCUCGCUGUUCCGCAACUUCCUGAUGCACGGGUUCCACUUCCUGGUUUGGUUCCUUUGCGUGCGCGGCAUCCGCGACACGCAGUGCGGCUUCAAGCUUUUCACCCGCGAGGCGGCGCUGCGCACCUUCUCCUCGCUGCACGUGGAGCGCUGGGCUUUUGACGUGGAGCUCUUGUACAUCGCGCAGUGCUUCAACAUCCCCAUCGCAGAAGUGGCCGUCAACUGGACUGAGAUAGAAGGCUCCAAGCUGGUUCCGUUCUGGAGCUGGCUCCAGAUGGGUCGAGACCUGAUCUUUAUCCGCCUGCGCUACCUGACGGGAGCCUGGAAGCUGCACCAGCCCAGCAAGAGCCACUAGCCAGUCGCUGAAGACACUGGCGCAACCUAAAGACCGAAUUGCAAGACGACAGAAGGCGGGUCUUCUUUUUUUUUUUUUUUUUUCCCCCCCCCCCCCCAUUUGUACCUUCCUCCACAGGGGGGCGCCGCCUCUUAAGAUGGAACUGGCCCCGCGGACUGUCUUUGAGCAUGGUUUAUUCCAUAUCCUCCAUAUCGACCCGCAAGGCUCAUGCACUUCUUUGUCCUCACUAAGACGACGAUUUUAGCGCCCAAGAAAAACAACUCAUUUACCUACAAACGGCCCCCAAAAUGCUCACUCGUAGAAUGUCGUUGUCCUACUCGUAGGCCAAAGUACUGCCACUGCAGUUGUCAGUUAGUGCGGUUCUGCCCCACCGGUAACAGUCGAUGAGUGAGGCCAAAGAAUGUUUCGGUGCAUGGAUCUCAAGUCAAGUACAAUUUUUGGUGCCUAGGGAGAAGUGGCAGUAAAAAAAGGCCAAAAUCCACAUGUGAGGGCGGGAGGCAGGAUCCCGAGGAUAUCAAACGCGCCGACGGCUUUCCAUUGUGCGGCUGCCCCUAUUUUGAGUGCCAAGUUGGUUUCAUUGGUCAGAUGGGAUGGCUUCUUCUUGAAGAAACAGGACGCGGGUUGAAGGCAAGCUAAAAAAAAAAAAAAAAAGAUGUGGAGUUAUUU